This is a messenger RNA of Lactuca saligna, 1074 nucleotides long. Lineage: Eukaryota; Viridiplantae; Streptophyta; Magnoliopsida; Asterales; Asteraceae. The record is from the annotation of a GenBank genome assembly.
AUGACACCGAACACGCCAUUGACGCCGCAUGGCUCCGCCUCUAGAGGCAUUUCAGGAGGUCAUGACUCGAAUGCGAGUGAUUUUCACGCCUCAUCAUUGCCCCUCAUCAGACGAGAUGGGGAAAAGUUUGGGGAUCAAAAAAUCCACAGCGCGUGUAUUCAUCUCUUUUGGGAGAAUUUAGAUCAUCCGUGGGCCCGGUUCAGUGAUAUUCCAAAUGAGGCUCUUCUACAGAUGUUUUCGCGUUUCGGGACAAUGUACAGGUGGCAUUCACAAGAGAAUGAGAACAUAUUUGAUGCAUUCAAGUGUGUCCUCAAGGAUAGAUACAGAGAUAGGAUGAAAGGUAUUAGGAAACAAUCUGCCGACAUGGCACGAAAUGAUGGGAAACCCCUCCCCCCAAAGUUUUGUAGCUACUAUGAUGGGAUGCAUAACUACCGCCCCGAACGCGUACCGGAGACUGUGUGGCAACAGAAGUGGCAAAAGAAUUCAAAAAUCGCUCAGCAGAACCGCAACACCGCAGAUUCUAGUGGGUCAACAGCAAGACACACAGCGGGUAGUAUAAGAUUUGACCAGCACCGUAGGAAAUUAGAAAAAUUGAUGGGUAAACCACCCACACAAUAUGAUGUUUUUGUGCAGACGCAUGGCACCGCCGAGUCAAAGAAAAAAUAUUUUGAGGGAAAUCAUGAAAAUAUUGAAUAUUGCUCGCAGACGGCCAAAGAAUCACUAGAGGGGUAUCUGCAUGGGUUAGUCAACAAAUUUGGUGAAGAUCCUUCAAAUCGUAAGGAUGAUGUAGAUGUAUGGGAGGAAAGCCAACUUAGAAGAAAAGGAAAGAAGAAGGGUGCUAUCUAUGGGAUAGGAGCAUCGAAUAUACAUUUUUUGGUUUUAGGGACUCCAUCUUCCCAGUCCACCCAGUCGGAUAGCACACAACAAGAGGUUGAUAGGUUGCGUGCACAAGUUUCUGUCAUGGAACAACAACAACAACAAAUGAAAGAACAAAUGGAGAUGGUUAUGAGGAUAAUAAAUAUGUCUGGAAAUCAACCCCGUGGUCCCCCCGAUAAUCCACCCGAGGACAAUUGA